AUGGUCGUGGCACAGCCCAUCUCCAGCUUGUCAUCAGGACACCAGGUCGUAUCCAUCCGGUCUCGACCAGUCCCUGUCAGCUUUGAAGCCUCUGCAUUGGGAGGUGCGAAGCAUACAGCUCAACAGGCAAGUUCCCUCAAUCUUUUCUCAUUUACUUCCCCGUUCUUCCCUAGCUGGAAUUUACCCGAGAGGUCGAGAAAAGGCUCAGCCACGCAGAGGCUGUGCAGAUCACUCGCCACACCGGGUUCAAUGCUGCUGUUAGGUGAUGUCCAGGCCAUUGAAGCCCGUCGGUCUUGCACGCCCAUUGGAGCCCAGUCACCUGUCCGCUGCAGCAUGAUGUGA
Colletotrichum higginsianum IMI 349063 is the source of this 342-nucleotide messenger RNA. RefSeq lists its product as uncharacterized. NCBI's taxonomy places the organism in Eukaryota, Fungi, Ascomycota, Sordariomycetes, Glomerellales, Glomerellaceae. The record is from RefSeq and is a predicted model, not a curated record. Bases 1 to 342 code for a protein of 113 amino acids. The transcript is spliced from 2 exons.